AUGGCAUAUUCUUUGCUACGCAUCUUUAUUGUGGGAGCAGCUCUCACCAUAAUUCUUGAUGCCAAGAUAAUCAAACUAAGCAAUAUUUCAAGCGGAGAAAGUGUAUUGAAACCACGUUCUCUACACCUGAGGAACAGUAUUCAGGGAAAUGUGGAGAUUGCUGAUGAUGUACUUUGGAGUCUUGAAGUCAAGAUCACGGGUUUCAACGAAUUUUAUGAACAAGAUGUCGCACUUUAUUGCGGGGUGGACGAAAAAGACUCGAUUCUUGAUAUCCAAGUCUUCCAGAAGAACCCUCCAUCUUCACCCCAAGCUGCAUCCAAGACGCUGGUAACUGUCGAUAUAAUUUUGAGGGGCCCCGGCUACUUAAUCAUGCCUGGUUCGAAGAUUUUCUUCAAAACCAAGAGCACUGGACGAGUUUUUCUAAAGCACUGGAGUGGAUAUAAGGAUGCAAUCGAAGUAUAUGAGGUGCCGCCGGUAUACCGUAUGCUUGACAUUUCCCAUCCAUGUUAUGAUGCCUGUGAGAAUGCUUGCGAUGUUCUGGAUCACUUUUGUUUGCCUUGCAAAAGAGGCUUUGAAUUUGACGCUGGGAAAUCAGAAAGGAAUGACGUAGAAUGCAAAGAUAUCGAUGAAUGUGACAUUGGCACGCACACCUGCCCAACAAACACGCAGUGUGAGAACACAAUUGGUGGUUACAGCUGCAAAUGUCGUGAAGGUUUCUUUGGAGAUGGGCUGAAUUGUCAAGCGUGUAAACCUUGCCCAUCUGGAUGGUACGAGUUUUUGCCAUGCAACGCAACACAUGAUGUAGUUUGCAAAAAAUGCAGUCCGCCAUGUGAACGCUACGCAUACGAAGUCCAUUCUUGUGGAGUUGGGUAUGACAGAAAGUGUGAAGAUAUUCUCACAGGUCUUCAACCAAUCGAUGCUUCUUCGAUGUUAAAGCCAGCUAAAAGUGAGAGAAUAUCCUAUUUUCCAUUUGACCCACCAAUUGCCACAGUAUUCAGGAAAAAAAGAUUUUUAACAGAAUUGCUUAGCAUAAAAAAUUUCAUCUGUCUUGAUGAAAUGGAACCUGGUUUUCCUGGAUCUGAGCUCGCUCCUUUUGCUGGCCUUGAAGAAUACAUCAUAACAGAUGACCGAAUGCGUUCCACAGCAGCCGAGACGAGCCUCGAAUUUGCAGAGAACGUGGACAGGGAAGCGACAAUAUGGCGUUCGAGUUACUUGCAGAUUGAUUUGAAACUAUCGCACGUUAAUGUCUUACCAACCUUUGCCGACUCCGCUCCAUUGAUACCCGAACAGGACAGGUUCUUUGCAGAUUUUAGUGGGUUGGUGGAGAUAAAAAACUCAUACUGUCGCCAUCCCAUUGGUGAUAGCUACGCCUUAAAACACGAGUUUUAUAAUGAUUAUAAGACUACAGUGACAAAAAGAUAUUGCACGACGAAGCAAAAGGAUCUAUGCCCAGAUGAAGCAGGGUUCGGCCAGGUGUAUGCAAAAAGAAGUGCUAUACCAUGUGGCAAUGAAAAUAAAAUCAAGCUCGAUCAUACCAAGUUGGUUUGCAGUUCAUACGUAAACAUAGCUUCAGUAUUCGGGAUUACAAAGUAUAUGUUUGACGAUGCCCUAGUGUGGAAAUUUCAGGAGAAAUCAUGUUCUUAUUUAUACACUGCGUGCAGUCAGUGUAGGAAAGAUAAGUGCACGGGAGAAAAACCGAGGUUGUCCUGCGAGAAGCAAUGUGAUUACAUUUGCCAAUGUUAUCACAAAAAGCAUUGUGCAAAAACAAUGGUGCAUUGUGCCACGGGUGAUCUGAGUGAAUGGACGCUCACACAGAGGUUCGAAGGUAGAGAUUUGUCUGAAAGGUUCAAUUGCUAUUUAAAGAGAGUCAUUGCUGACAAGCUUUUUUCAAUAAGCUAUCGCGUUAAAGUUCCUAAUACUGAACUGAAGAGCGAUUGGAUCCGUGUCAGCGAGAGACAGGUUCAAAAAAGAAAAGAUGUAUUUAAAAUUGGCAAUUUUGAAGUCAAGUACGAAAGAGGCGAAACACUCACAGACAAUAUCGUCCUAACUGGGCACAGAUCAGGCCAAAGAAGUGCUGCCAAAUAUUUUUUUGACUUGCGUAACAUCAAAGGACUCGUUCAAGCGGACUUUUUGCAAACAAGAGGUGAAGUUAAUUUUGUACCUGCACAGCCGUUUUCCCACGCAAGGCACCAGUGGUCGGACGAAUCAAAUUGCCGAGUGUUGUCAUUCUGGGAAAAGUAUUUAGCAAAGACCGAGUCCCCCAUUCUUGAUAUGGCUGUUAACAAGGUAGGAAAAUCUGGUCAAAGUUUUUUAUACACAGUGCAAAGUCACAAGGAGAACACGAAAAUUAACAUUUCGUUUUCAAGCAGUAAACCUGUACUGAACUAUCUUGGAAAAGUAGCCAGAAUUAUAAAGCUGAAUUCAACAGCAAAAGCAAAUUCUAGUCACUGGAUAUUACAUUUGAAAGCAAAUAUAACCGCUUGUCCGGCGUAUUACGAAAUAACGGUCAUCGAAAAGACAGCUAGUGCUUUGGUUCUAAAGCAAGAUAUCUUGGUGCUCUGUCCAUCAAAUCAUUUUCAUGUUGUUGCGGUUGUUCCAAAGAAGAUGUUACUUCCAGCUUACAAAGCGCGUUUGUUUAUGGUUUACGUUUCAAAUGGGAAAAACGUUUACGAGGUCCACAUUGAGAAGUUGGAUGAGCUGAAAGUGGAAGGGCGAUUUGACUUCAAAAGAGCCACGGAAAAGAAGUCGGUGUCAAAGAAAAACUUUGAUGUACGCAUGCUCUCAAAGUUUGAUUCAAUCAUUCUUCUCACCGGCGUCUUUAUAAUUGGAAUCAUUACGCUGUUAGUGCUUGCGUGUUUGAUUAGGCCAAGUAAAGAGCAAAAAGCCCGCCAAAAGGGACGUCAGCAUGCCGCAGUGCAACUUGGUCAAAAGGACGAUGUGAGGAAGCAGCUUGAUAACGAGGAUAAACUUCAAUGGAGGCAUCUCAUUCCAAUUGUCUUUCUGGUGGCGUUUCGCGUUGCUUAUAGUUUUGUGCUCACUGUUAGUUUUGUUGUCAUCGUUUUCAACAUUGUAAACAAAAGCGAUCUUGAAGAUGUCCAAGACUUUAAAGAAUUUGUCCAAUUAAAAAUCAACCAGAGCAAUCAGAUUUCCCUCGCUUUGGAUCUAUUUCGUGAGAGUGAGACUAAGAUAAUGACAGACAAAGCAGCCUUUAUGGAAUGUGCAUGUGAUUAUCACAUGGGAAGAAUAAUGAGGAACAUGCGUGAUAAUAUGACUGCCAUGAUACAGCUGCACGAUUUGAUAGCUUUUGACAAGAUCAGCGAAGCACUGAUGAGAGUUGUGCUGAAAAGAGUUGCUGUAUUGUCAGCUAUUAAUGGCAAGAUGUACCGUUAUAAGGGAAGGAUCGCCAGGACAUUAUAUCACAUUGAGAGCAGACUAAACGGUUACGCUUAUAGGAUUUAUAGGAAUAAGUAUUUUACGAUGGCCCGGGGCUUAUGGGGGGCAUGGCAGGACUUCAGAUCACUUGAUUUUCUCAGUUCUAUAGGAUCUUUUGAUUCUACAAGAUAUUAUCAGAUUAAACGUGAGAUUGCUUGGCAACUGAGGAAGUUGAAAAACAUGUUUAAAUUUGAUUCGAUCGUGAAAAGGUUGUUGAAGCCUCUCUACCCUAUUGCCAAUGCAUUGCUGGCACCCUUACGAAACAUGAAGAGAAAAGUGAAGGAGGCAGUUUAUCAUAGAAUCAAUAGCAUUAAAGACAAAAUCCUUAGAAACAUUCCAUGUAUAGGCAAUAUUGAUAUGAAGAAAUGGCAGCGGUAUGAUGAUGAUGAUUACGACGAAGAGGCCAGGAAGAGGUGUCGUAUACAAGCAGCUAAUAAAUUCAUGGAGAGAAUUAUUGACAAUAUAAAGUCAGCAAAGAAUAGUUCGGGUCAAUUUGUUGUCAGUUCUGUCAGAGAUGAUGCUUCAUUCAACAUCCUAGAGGGAGACGCGUACGAAGAAGCUCACGAGAAUAGACAAGAAAAACGACUAGCAACUUUUAAAAAGCUUGCAGAUUAUUACAAAGGAAGCGAAGAGGCUAAGGUAGCAUUAAGGCUGCUGAAGUCACAUUCGGUCAUUUUAGUUUUAAUUUUUGACGUAUUGCUCAUCACAUACCGAAGCCUUAAAACAUACCGAUUUGCUUUUAUGAUGGCAUCAGGGUAUGAAAAGAAGGUGGAGUAUAAACGCAUUGGGGAGAAACUCAGAGGCGACGAAAUCAAGAAAGAGAGAUCAGCUGGAAGGAAAAUGGUCGACUGCGUGGCAAAGUUCAUCUCACUUUUCUUCAGUACGUUUACAUUAAUGCUGAAACUGAUUUUCACGACAAUUCUCAUACCAGUUUUGGUGAUAAUUAUAGCAAUACUAGUUUCAUUUUACCUGACAAUAGCAUUUGCCUAUAAUGGAAUGAAUGUAGAUGCGUUGGAGAAACUUGGUGCAUUCAAAUUUCUAUCCAGUCGCUUGGAUCUGAACUUUAACGUGACAAGAGAAGCGUUGAAAGAGCACGCUUUGUAUCUCAACAAAUUCGACGUAGGCAUGUACAAAGAAUCUAUUCGCGUGCAGACUGAAGAAUUUCGUAACACUGUCAAGGAAUUCAACGCAGAUGAAAUUAUACGCGUGCAGCGUUUGCACGCAGAACUUUGUGAUACUGAAGAUAGACAAGCGUGUAACAUAGACUUCAAAAGACUGAUGGAGAAGCUUGAGAUGAAUGUCAAACCGUGCGUUUUUCCGGUAAUAAAGACUGAAGAUGUUAUUCGUAACACUGUCAAGGAAUUCAACGCAGAUGAAAUUAUACGCGUGCAGCGUUUGCACGCAGAACUUUGUGAUACUGAAGAUAGACAAGCGUGUAACAUAGACUUCAAAAGACUGAUGGAGAAGCUUGAGAUGAAUGUCAAACCGUGCGUUUUUCCGGUAAUAAAGGCGCGAAUGCCGGACAACAUUUACGACAGUGAGGCUUAUCGAAAACAACUGAAGCAUGAAUUGAAACAUUAUGUUGAUUCUGCUCGAAAGAUUUGCAUCAACACUCUUUAUAUAAUUGCUGGCAUUGUUGGAACUAUACUUUUAACGGUAGUUGGGUCAAAGCUGAUUUUCAAAUUCUUAAUGAAACUGGGUAUGAUAAGAGUAAAGGAAAGACAUAUUUACCACGAACUACCUAUAACGUUAAGAAAACGAUACAAAGAUGGCCUAUAACAAUAAGAGCUGUAAAAAAAGAACUCUACUUGCACCUCUUCACAAACUGCGCUGCAUAAAAGAGUCUGGAUUGUAAAAGAUUUUACAUUCCUCAUUUUCAGUGAUGCUUAAAAUCUCAUAAUUGCUUUAUUUAUUUGUUUGAACAUGCCUCCUGGAUGAAAUUGAUUCCAAAA
This is a messenger RNA of Rhopilema esculentum, 5384 nucleotides long. RefSeq lists its product as uncharacterized. Lineage: Eukaryota; Metazoa; Cnidaria; Scyphozoa; Rhizostomeae; Rhizostomatidae. The record is from RefSeq and is a predicted model, not a curated record.